CGGCACUGGAUUACUCUGAUACGGCUCACCUCUGUGAAGACGAAAACAAUACGGAUUAAAGCAAAAUCAAACAGAAGAUCAUGGCAUAUUUGUCAUGUAAAGCGACCACUGUAGAUGAGAAUAGACUGCUUUAAUAGUGGUGUUCUUACGGCUUUGGUGCUUAUCAAGCAGAUACGGUUACAGUAACUGUAAGAAUCCAGGCCGGGAUUUUGAAUACCUAAACACAACCCGUUCUAGUCUCUGAAAAAGGACAUUUUCAAGUUACAGCCGGUCAGAGCAAGCCUUGUGGGAAGGGGGUGUGUUGAAAUUUGGCAAAGCUUCCGGUCCGUAGUCUGAAUAGCGCUGCUGAAUCUCCAUCAGGAGUUCGUCAAAGCAGUUGAGAAGAUUCAAGGUGCGACGAACUGAAAAUGGUACCGAAAAGCAGGCUUGGGAAGCGUUCCCCACUGGGCACCCUGGUGUGUGGCUCCUCAGCGGAUAGCCUGACAGAAACAGGGCCCCAUGGAUGCCCGGAAAGUGGGCUUCACAGAAGCAAGCUUUACCCUGGACAGAAGGUGUAUGUGCACUGCGGAGGACAAGAAUGUGGAGGUGUGGUCGAACAGCAUAACCACGUGGACAAUGAGGUGUCUAUCUUCCUGCCCCAGCUUAACCAGCACGUUCAUCGCAAGCUGGAAGAUGUAUGGACAAACCCCACGUCCAGUCCUAACUCCUCAGUCUCCUCGUCCAUUGAUGUGCCAAGAAGGAAUCCAGAGACAGUGGAUAUGGAUGAGAUUAUGGCUGCAAUGGUGCUUACAAGUCUGUCGUGCAGUCCAGUCAUCCAACACACAACUCCAGGGAGCGUAGCUUCGGCUUUGUGUGGAAUGGAAAAUGGUGGUGGUGAACUGUCUGAUGGUGGAUAUUGGAGCUGCGACCAUGGAAACGGAAGCCCCGCCCCAUCCCCACCCAUUGCAGAGAUGGACAAGAGCGCCCCUCUCGUUGAUGAAGGCCUGGACAUGGAACUGGACCAAAUGUUAUUUAAUGAGCCAACGCCAAGAAAACGCAAGAACUCAGUAAAAGUAGCAUAUCGGUGCUUGUGGCCAAAAUGUGGAAAAAUACUGACCUCAGUUGUUGGCAUCAAACGUCACAUCCGAAAUUCUCAUCUUGGACAAAGUGAUGAGCACUCGCAAAGAGAAGAAGACUUCUACUACACUGAAGUCUAUCAGGACUUGGAGCAGACAGCUCCCCCUGCUGGCCCCCGGCCCUCCUGUGCGUCCCCUUGCAGUCCCACCCGACACAGGCCUCCUUCUCCCUCCACCCCGGAGACGCUCCAUCCCAGCCCGCUCAGCCAGUCGGCCCCGAGCAGCUCCUGGCAGGUCCAUACCGAGCACUCUUACCAGGCUCAUCCACCCAUUCCGGUUGUGACUCCGUGUAAACCAGUUUCUGUUCCUGUGUCCUGUCAUUGGACUCCGUCUCUUACAGUUCACCAGAGCAAACAGGGAUCACCAUUCCGCCGUCGUUCAGUUAGUGUUGGUGAACAGUGGCUCCAGAAUAACAGCGCCUCUUUCAGGCCACAUCCUGCCAGUGUUUCACCUCCAAGAAACCAUUGCACUUCCAGGAGGAUUCGGGGCGAAGCCAAGAAAUGCAGGAAGGUGUACGGCAUUGAACACCGAGACCAGUGGUGCACUGCCUGCCGCUGGAAAAAGGCCUGUCAGCGAUUCCUCGACUGAAUCCUUCUUGAGAUUGGAAACGGAACACUAACCUUACAAAGACUCACAAGAGGGGAACUGAUCUGGAACUGUGGUUGGAAGAAACCAAAAGAGCACCUUUGUGACUUAACUUUUUUCUACUUUUUAUCACGAAUACGUGUUUUGCGUUUUAUUAAAUGUGCUAAAGAGCCAUGUUGGUGCUGGAAAAAAGAUAAAACAAAAAAGGACAGCCUCUGCCCCACAACUCCUGCAGUCUUCCUGCAUCUUAUACCAUAUCAAGAAUUGAAGAAGUGUUACCUUCCGUUUACAUGCAGUAAGCAGCCAUAUACUUCAUGUAUAUGCAUGUUAUUUAAUGAGGUUUAAACAUUAACGGAUGGAAGUUAAUUUAUCAUUCCGACUUAAUUGCUGAAAUGAGACGGGAGAGAGGUCUUUACUGCAGUCCGAUGCUUUCAGGGGCAAAAUUGGCAGCUUACCGUUAAUUGUAGAUUGACAAGAAAGCAGAGUAAAUGUUUCAGUAUCAUAUAACGUUUGUUAAUGUAUGCCAUGUUUACCUGCUGAUACGCAGUUUUUUUCUUCGAUUUCCAGUGUAAAAUUUUGUAAUACAAACUUUUGAACAGGAAACAGGAUUUUGUAUUACCAUUUUGAUAUCUGCAACGUGUUAAAUCGUGUGUCAUGUCAUUAUCGUUGUAUAUGUCACAGGUUAUACUUCUGUGAAAUGAGACCGUUUGCUUUUCUGUCGUGUCAUUAUUAUUAAGGAAGUAUUUGUGUAAACAUGCAUGAUCUGAUACAAUUUAUUCAGUUACGUUUGUGCUUCUCGCCCCAGUCCGCUCACUUGCUGUUCGUUUGUUUGGUCCGUGUUCUUGCCAAAGACAAAAAUCUCAGCAAGAUAAUACAUCGUUGGCAUCUCUGCAAAAUAAUGUGAAAAAAUAUCUGUUGACCAUUUAUGAGUUUGAUUGGUUCAUAUUCUUAAUACUGGGUCCACAUAUUUUCUUAUUUCGAAGAACACUUUAAUGUGUCAUCCUUUUUGUUUUUAUAUAGCUCAACUCUAUUCUUUGCAAAGCUUGAGGCUUUGACAUUAUUAAAACUGAAUGUACCUUAUCCUGAAGAUCUCCAGAAGUCUUUAUGCAUUUCCAACAGUCAGUGUCAUAGCUGUGUAAGAACAUCCUGGUCUGAGAGACAUUCAAUUAACCUCAUGGAGAACAAUAUUUUUGUACAUUUUUGUAAAGUACUUCCAAAGUAUUUCCUUUUAUGAAAUGUCUUGAACUGUCUGAGAUCUGUAUAGGUAAAAGUAGUACUUCUUUUCAUGAAUCUUAUGUUGCUUCAUGACUUUUUUUAAAUAAACUUUUGUGCAAACA
This is a messenger RNA of Pimephales promelas (fathead minnow), 3037 nucleotides long. RefSeq names its product zinc finger protein 395a (gene znf395a). The record is from RefSeq and is a predicted model, not a curated record. Lineage: Eukaryota; Metazoa; Chordata; Actinopteri; Cypriniformes; Leuciscidae. Gene Ontology annotation, cellular component: nucleus. Gene Ontology annotation, molecular function: DNA-binding transcription factor activity; RNA polymerase II cis-regulatory region sequence-specific DNA binding. Gene Ontology annotation, biological process: regulation of transcription by RNA polymerase II.